Messenger RNA from Oncorhynchus masou masou (cherry salmon), 5908 nucleotides. RefSeq lists its product as uncharacterized. The record is from RefSeq and is a predicted model, not a curated record. The coding region runs from base 291 to 992 and encodes 233 amino acids. NCBI's taxonomy places the organism in Eukaryota, Metazoa, Chordata, Actinopteri, Salmoniformes, Salmonidae. The transcript is spliced from 5 exons.
UCUUUCUCCAAACAUUUCCUCCCUUUCCCAGACCCAGACAAGGGCACACACACAGACCGGCGACCGAACACGCUAUCUAGCCAACCAUUAAGUGUGUGUGUGAGGAAGUGUGCGUGUUUUUUUUCUUCUUCUUUGAGUAGAAAGAAUGAAGUAAGGAAAAUAAGUUGGGUAUUUGCGCUCUGUGCCUGUGUUUAGUAACCCAGGAUCCCUUUUAAAAUCAUUUCACUUGACGGUGAAACCUGGAAGUGGAAAGUUUAUAGCUGUGAAUAGUCACAGGACUUGGGGUUGCCAUGGGGUGUUGGUGGUGCUGGCUACUGGUAGCCUUGCUAUGGGUUUCCACGAUAACAAACCCAUGCCUUGGCCAGAGUGGUGACAGUGGCGACUGGGGCUCUGGCUUCGAUGUCUCCAUGACGACCCUCAGCACCAACAACAACACGUCCUCCUCCCAGGAGCCAGGAGAUUACCCUGCAGGGUCAGAAACAGAGACAAGAGAAUCCUGGGUUAAAAUACUUCCACCUAAGCCAGUGUUCCACUACAACACGGAGCCAGAUGAGUGCUCCGUCCACUUCAGCACCAGUCAGGCUUCUGCCAGGCGCCUCAAGGCCCAGAGAGAAGAGUUGGCCUACCUGAAGGCUAUACAGCAUGGGAACCAGGCGGUGGUGGAGAACCUAGUCCAGUACAUAGGAGCAGAGCUGGGGGAGGAGCAGCGCUAUGAGGACGUCAUCGAGGAAAACAUAGUGGGCAUCAGGGAGGAGCAGCAGAGCUGUAACGGUGUAGUCCAGAAGGUGAUGGAGGAUCUGGAGGGACAGCUGGAAGGAGAUGUACUGGAGGCUCUGACUGGGAUACAGAAAAUCAAAGAGGAGUCCCUGGCGUUCGAGGGCCUCUUCCAGACAGCAGCAGACAUCGCCAUGAGGCUGGAUACCUUGUCUCAGACACUCCACGCCUCCUUCACCAAACAGCUCAAAGACUCUCUCAAAACUUUACGUCGCUAAGGAGAUUGUCUGGUCUCAGAACUGUUUGUGCGGUCUCUCCAGUUCCUAUGGUCUUUGCUGUGACUCUUUUGUAGCCUGGUCUCAGAACUGUUUGUGCGGUCUCUCCAGUUCCUAUGGUCUUUGCUGUGACUCUUUUGUAGCAUGGUCUCAGAUAUGUGUGUGCAAGAGAGCACAAACAGCUAUUGGACCAGGCAACUAAGGCCUAGAUUAAAUCAGAUCAAGUGUAAAGUGGCAAUAGCCGACACCCACAUAGCUGACGUUUUGGCGGAGGUGUAACUGCGUAGGAGCUUGUCAUAAAUUAGUUGAGCAGCAGCUCAUGUGAUCAUUGUCAUGAAGUUCAGAACAAGAAAGUAUAGGCCACAUAGAAAUAAUUACACUGAAACAAAAAAAAACAUCAUUCAAUUAAGUAAUGAAUAUUUUAUUAGCCUUAUCGAGGUGUAGAUUACAUCUAAAACUCCAGUGUUUGAAAUGUCUCUGAAUGCGACUCCUCUGCAGCCAAUUGCAAUGUCCACUUUAGGUAUAAAUCUGGGAGCCGCUUGUGGAUUCGACAGUUCUAAUGCAUUCCACCUCUGCCGCUGCCAAAACAACCGCUAUGCAGAUGUCUGCUAGCGCAGAUCUGAUGGAAUCUAGCCUUAAGGAGAACUCUCUACUCUUCUUCUCUCCCUCCUACUGUUCUUCCCUCCUUCCUGCUCUUCUUCUCUCCCUCCUGCUCUUCUUCUCUCCCUCCUGCUCUUCUUCUCUCCCUCCUGCUCUUCUUCUCUCCCUCCUACUGUUCUUCCCUCCUUCCAAACCUUCUUCCCUCCUUCCUGCUCUUCUUCCCUCCUUCCUGCUCUUCUUCUCUCCCUCCUGCUCUUCUUCUCUCCCUCCUGCUCUUCUUCUCUCCCUCCUGCUCUUCUUCUCUCCCUCCUGCUCUUCUUCUCUCCCUCCUGCUCUUCUUCUCUCCUUCUUCCCCUUCUUCUCUCCUUCUUCCCCUUCUUCUCUCCUUCUUCCCCUUCUUCUCUCCCUCCUGCUCUUCUUCUCUCCCUCCUGCUCUUCUUCUCUCCCUCCUGCUCUUCUUCUCUCCCUCCUACUCUUCUUCUCUCCCUCCUACUCUUCUUCCCUCCCUCCUACGCUUCUCCUUCCCUUCUUCAGGCUACUAAUACAACCUUCAGCAUCUGUGUCUCUCGUCAAAACCUAAAUCUCUCUGGUCUGAACCUAGAGGUGUGUAGUUUCUCUACUAAACAGAUGCUCUGACAGGAAUGUUCUUUCUGCUCAGUGUACUUUAAGUGAACCGUGAGUGUGCUGACAGCUAUGGCAUAAAUGGUAGAGGAUUUAUGCUGAGAUUUUGGACCACAGAUUUGUAAUAAACAGUCACUGUACUGUACUGUACCGUAGCUGUUUAAUACAGUAGCACUCAUGUGUGACCAAACGCUAUCAAAGACAAAAUGUCAAGUCAGUACUUUUUCUGUUUACAAUUAUUCCAAAAAACAUUAAGUUGUUCAUACUGAGCAGUUCAGCAUAUACUUAUAUCAUAGUAUGUCAUGUAUUUCAAACCAGAUUUUCCAUCCAGUAAAUUGCUAUUAUUACCUGAUUAAAAAAAAAAAAAAAAAAAAAUGAAUAUGUCAGUCAGAAGUUUUGAAACCAAACAUAUUUGGUUACGACCCAAACGUCAUUUCAUUCCCUGUUUGGUGCACUACUGUUUCCCAAAGCCCUAUUCAGAAGGGCACUAUAUCAGGAAUAGGGUGGAAUUUUGACACAAGCUCUAUUCAUGUCAUAGUAGUACGGGCAGCUCUGGUUCGCCUGAAUAUUAUGGGACAUCUUUAUUGGUCUGUCUAGGUACCAGGGUAGUAUGGUCUGUCUGUAUUGGUCUGUCUACGUACCAGGGUAGUAUGGUCUGUCUGUAUUGGUCUGUCUAGGUACCAGGGUAGUAUGGUCUGUCUGUCUAGGUACCAGGGUAGUAUGGUCUGUCUGUAUUGGUCUGUCUAGGUACCAGGGUAGUAUGGUCUGUCUGUAUUGGUCUGUCUAGGAACCAGGGUAGUUUGGUCUGUCUAGGUACCAGGGUAGUAUGGUCUGUCUGUAUUGGUCUGUCUAGGUACCAGGGUAGUAUGGUCUGUCUGUAUUGGUCUGUCUAGGUACCAGGGUAGUAUGGUCUGUCUGUAUUGGUCUGUCUACGUACCAGGGUAGUAUGGUCUGUCUGUAUUGGUCUGUCUAGGUACCAGGGUAGUAUGGUCUGUCUGUAUUGGUCUGUCUACGUACCAGGGUAGUAUGGUCUGUCUGUAUUGGUCUGUCUAGGUACCAGGGUAGUAUGGUCUGUCUGUAUUGGUCUGUCUACGUACCAGGGUAGUAUGGUCUGUCUGUAUUGGUCUGUCUAGGUGCCUGGGUAGUAUGGUCUGUCUGUAUUGGUCUGUCUAGGUACCAGGGUAGUAUGGUCUGUCUGUAUUGGUCUGUCUAGGUACCAGGGUAGUAUGGUCUGUCUGUAUUGGUCUGUCUACGUACCAGGGUAGUAUGGUCUGUCUGUAUUGGUCUGUCUAGGUACCAGGGUAGUAUGGUCUGUCUGUAUUGGUCUGGGUAAGGGUGGAGACCAGAACAAGUUCAGGGCAGGUGCUUGAAGGGAGGUUCCCCUGUCUUGUUCUAUGAAAGCAGAAGCCUGGAAUACACACUGAUCGUCAUUAUGUUUCUCUGUUGUUUAUCAGUGAAAAUACACAAAUGCAAUUAGAGUGAUAUUCAGCUCAAAUUCCAAGCUUGAAAACCAGAGGGUUUAUUUGCAAAUAAAGGGAAUUGUAUACAAGUGCAAUGAAGCUUGGUCUAGCUGGGUUCUAUUUGAGAGGGGGUAUGUUAUGCUGUGAGGGAAAUAUGUUUUUCAGAGACAUACUGUAUAUAUUGUAUGCAGUGAGGACAGGGGCAGCCAGGCCGGGGUGAUUGUGACUUUGACCCCCAAUCCUUGUCAGAGUUCAAACGACAACCCCAUGCUGUCGAAUGGGUUGGAAACAUAGGGUACAUCCUAAAUGGCAGCCUAGUCCCUAUAUAGUGCUCUACUUUAGCGCAGAGCCCUAUGACACCCUAUUCCCUAUAUAGUGCACUACUUUGGACCAGGGCCCAAGUAUAGAGUGCUAUUUGGUAUGCACCUACACACAGCCCUGAUCUGAAGUAUACAAAUGGUUAGAGGGGGUAAUGCUGUGUAUGGUUACAGGGGUUAUGUUGCGCAUGAUUACAGGGGAUAAUGUUGUGUAUGAUUAUAGGUGGUAAUGUUGUGUAUGGUCACAGGGUGUAUUGUUGUGUAUGGUUAGAGGGGGUAAUGCUGUGUAUGGUUACAGGGGGUAAUGUUGUAUGGUUACAGGGGGUAAUGUUGCAUAUGAUUACAGGGGAUAAUGUUGUGUAUGAUUACAGGUGGUAAUGCUGUGUAUGGUUACAGGGGGUAAUGCUGUGUAUGGUUACAGGGGGUAAUGCUGUGUAUGGUUACAGGGGGUAAUGCUGUGUAUGGUUAGCAGGGGUAAUGUUGUAUGGUUACAGGGGGUAUUGUUGUGUAUGGUUAGAGGGGGUAUUGUUGUGUAUUGUUAGAGGGGGUAAUGUUGUAUGGUUACAGGAGGUAAUGUUGUGUAUGGUGACAGGGGGUAAUGUUGUAAAAGAAACAUAUUACUACCACGAGAUGGUGGGGAGGCCAUGCUGGUUAUUGCGUGAGUUACUUUGACACGUCCCUUUAAGAGCUCAAACAACGACAUGAGAUAAUUCAUCUCCUCGUCCGGCUCAGUGGGAGUUUCAACUUUAGUCUAUAUGAGUUUCUGUUCUGUCCCUCGUUCUCUUUCUGUUGUAGAAAGCUGUAUGUACUUGUUGUUGCAGUCUUUUAUGGGAGAUGCCAUCACCCUUUCUUUUUUAGGAUGUUUUUAAUGUUGCAAUUAUGAAAUGAUAAAGACAAAACAUGUUAUGUCAAAAUGUAGUAUAAUUAGAAUUUUUUUUUUUAAGUAAAUGUAAUCGAAAAUGUAAUCUACGUAAUCCCCAAAAGUAAUUAUUUAUCACGAGAGGGCCAUAAAUAUUAACUAGUGAUGCUGCAUAUUCGUAGAAAGGUUAAAAUCUCACCUUUUUGGUAAAAAUCGUUAUAAAUUGCUGAGGUGUAGUCACUUUUGAGGACACAAGCUCAAGUAUACAGUACAAAUAUGAUACAUAUUUUAUAUUACGUCAUUCCUUUUCAACAAAACUAUAUGAAUAAGUCUUUAAAUUACUUAUAUGCUUUGUAAAUAUAUUAUAAUCAAAUUAUGAAACAACUAAGUAUAAGAUUUCACCUUCCUUAUAACUGUAAAAUACAGUUAUGUUGUAUGUUGAGUGUUAGAGAAAAUGUGCACAUUUUCUAAAAGUCUUCUCAUUUGUUGAAAACAUCUGCCCCAUCACUGAGAACACCUCGCAGAGCUCAAGUUUGGCUUCCUGAACUCGCUAGUAACUCGCCUUUCAUCUCAUAUUCAUAUGACAAAUCUGUGUUUUUUUUUUUUGUUGUUGUUAAAAUCUAUGAAUUAUUUUAGAUGAACGGCUAUAAAUCAAUCUCUGAUGAAACCACUCUCUCCUGCUGUGCUACGAUGUCAGGGUUUCCGGCAUGUGUUUUGUCAGUUGUUUGUGACGUAGGGUUCAGCCGGGAGUUGAUGGACAGUCGGAAGAGCGAAUUAAAAUGGUAGGGGGGACAUCCCAGCGUCCAGUGGUUUCAGAUUUCACAUCGUACGUCACACAGGCUCAGACAAUAUACUACUGUGUCCGUGGGAACAAGGACUGUCGUUCACAGCAAGCCAUUUCCAUCUAAAUUGUCUACAGAUCGAUUUAUAAGCGAAAAUGUUGGUUAGAACCGGUCCCAGGACAAUGCAGGUCCCCCAAAACAGGGGACUUUACAUCAGUAUAGGCCAUAUAUUUAUGUUACAGUUGUUUUAUUUAAUCCAGAUGAAAAUAAAGUUGUAUCU